Talaromyces atroroseus is the source of this 903-nucleotide messenger RNA. RefSeq lists its product as hypothetical. Gene Ontology annotation, biological process: transmembrane transport. NCBI's taxonomy places the organism in Eukaryota, Fungi, Ascomycota, Eurotiomycetes, Eurotiales, Trichocomaceae. The transcript is spliced from 6 exons. The record is from RefSeq and is a predicted model, not a curated record. The coding region runs from base 1 to 903 and encodes 300 amino acids. Gene Ontology annotation, cellular component: membrane. Gene Ontology annotation, molecular function: ATP hydrolysis activity; ATPase-coupled transmembrane transporter activity; ATP binding.
AUGGCUAGUCUGAUCACUCUUGCUAUUCUGAUACGCGGAACGACUACCGCCAGUCAGAUUGGUAUGGCGUUAAAUAUUGUUCUGGUAGCAAAUACAACCCUUCUCAGCCUGGUGACUUUGUGGACUAACCUGGAGAUAUCCCUGGGCGAUAUAUCUCGCUUGAAGAAUCUAGAGGCCAAUACACCAACAGAGCACGAACCUCACGAAAACAACAUGGCCGUUGACAACAGCUGGCCAUCAUCUGGACUCGUAGAGUUCGAUAACGUAACGGUAGAAUACAAUCCAGACGCAGUAGCUUUACGAAACAUCAACCUGAAAGUCGUCGCCGGUCAACAAUCAAUCAUUUGUGGCUGUACAGGCAGAAGCGGGAAAAGCACCCUACUACUCGCCCUUCUGCGUCUCUUAGACGUGAAAUCGAGAGCUAUCAAAGUAGAUGGGAUCGAUAUAAGUCUUGUCCCACGCUCUUUGGUCAGACAACGAUGCUUCAUCACAGUCAUACAGGAUCCAUUCGUGCUGGCGCACCGGCCAGUCUUCGGUUCAACCUUGAUCGCCAUGACCUCCUUACCGCAGCUAUCCACCGGCCAAACGCAAAUAUUCACUCUAGCACAGGCAAUUCUCAGUCUUGAGGGUUUGAAGACUGCCACGGGCAUAUCGGAAGCCCAUCAACGCGGUUGUGCGAAUGCGAAUGCCAUGCUGAUUCUUCUUCUCGAUGAGGCUACUUCUUCGCUUGAUCCGGGGACCGAGGCGGUUAUAGGUGGUAUUAUGCGUCGCGAGUUUGUGGAGAAGGGGCAUACUACUAUCGCGAUUACGCAUAGGGUGAGUGAGACCUUGCAGGUUGGGGGUCGGGGGAUGAUUGUUCAGCUGGAUGGGGGGAGGAUUGAGAGGGUUGAUGAUACUGCUUAG